CCAGGCGGUGGCGGGGGGUGCGGGGUAGCCUGGAGCAUCACGUGCCCGGCGGGAAGCUGGAAGCGGCCGGCGCGGCAUGGGCGAGUCGAUCCCGCUGGGCGCCCCGGUGCCGCUGGAACAGGCCGUGCUGGAGACGUUCUUCUCCCACCUGGGCAUCUUCUCGUACGACAAGGCCAAGGACAAUGUGGAGAAGGAGCGGGAGGCCAACAAGAGCGCGGGAGCCAGCUGGCUCUCCCUGCUGGCCGGGCUGGCGCACCUGGCCGCCGCCGAGAAGGCCUAUCACAGCAUGACCUUCCUGGGCCAGAAGCUAGGUGGUCAGUCAUUCUUCAGCCGAAAGGACUCCAUCCGAACCAUCUACACAUCUCUGCACAAUGAGCUGAAGAAGGUGGUGGCGACGGGUCGCAAUGCACUAGGAGGAACAGCUCCUCAUUUGGAAGAGCUGCUUUCUCACCUGUCUGAACAGCUCUGUUUUUUUGUUCAGGCUCGGAUGGAAAUUGCUGACUUCUAUGAAAAAAUGUUCACCCUCAGCACCCAAAAGUUCAUUAACUCUGAGGAACUCGUAAACAUUUUGGACUCCAUCCUAAAGAAAUACAGCUCAAGAUUUCACCAUCCAAUCCUCAGUCCUCUUGAAAGCAGCUUCCAGCUGGAAGUGGAUGUGCUUGCACAUCUUUUAAAGGCUCAGGCUCAGAUCUCAGAGUGGAAGUUUCUCCCAUCCCUAGUCAACUUGCACAGUGCUCAUACAAAGCUGCAGACGUGGGGCCAGAUUUUUGAGAAACAGCGAGAGACCAAGAAACAUCUGUUUGGAGGGCAGUCUCAGAAGGCCGUACAACCACCACACCUUUUCCUCUGGUUGCUGAAACUCAAAAACAUUCUUCUUGCCAAGUUUAGCUUUUACUUUCAUGAGGCCCUCAGUCGACAAACAACUGCAUCUGAAAUGAAAACGCUGACUGCUAGAACUAACCCUGAUUAUUUUGGGAAAAUUUCCAGCUUCAUCAGGAAAUAUGACGCAGUUAAUGUUUCUCUCAUCUUUGACAACCGUGGGUCAGAGAGCUUCCAGGGACAUGGCUACCAUCAUCCCCACUCUUAUAGGGAAGCCCCAAAGGGGGUGGAUCAAUACCCAGCUGUGGUCUCUCUGCCCAGUGACAGGCCUGUAAUGCACUGGCCCAAUGUAAUCAUGAUUAUGACUGACAGAACCGCUGACCUCAACAGUUUGGACAAGGUUGUUCACUUCUAUGAUGACAAAGUCCAAAGCACGUACUUUCUGACACGCCCUGAACCUCAUUUUACCAUUGUAGUUAUUUUUGAGGCUAAGAAAUCAGAGAGGGACUCACAUUUCAUCUCUUUUCUCAAUGAAAUCUCACAUUCUCUCAAGAACUCCAAAGCUUUUGCAGGCCUAAAGCCAGGAUCCAAAGGAUAAAAUAAAUUGAGUUGCAGAUUGCAAGGCCAUACGUUAGACUGGAAAAAAUAAAUAUUCUCGCUUUCAAGGAGUACAUUCAUUCACAAUUCUCUGAGUUUGUUUAAAAAGGAACUGUUAUUUUAAUAUUUGUUGUGAAUGCUUUUUUAGCUAAUGAAAAUACUUGAAUAAAAAUAUAGAAAGAAUUUUCUAGGCUGUGCACAUGGGAAUGACUUAGCUGUGGUGCACCAAAAUGGCUGACGUAUUUUUUUUGCAUGGUGCUCUAUUCACAGUAUGAAUUAAUAUUUUUCAGUCCAUGACAUUUUGUCCUUAACUAAGUGGAAUGUAUGCACUUUAUAUUAUGCUGAUCAUUGACUAUAACUUAUGCAGAAUUUAUUGAAAACUUGGUUAGAAUGAUUAAAUUGUCUUUUCAGGACACGCUGCUGUUACAUUAACUAUCAGGAACUAUAAUGGAAUCUUAUUUCUUAACAAUGAUACUCAUUGGGGAUUAUUGGAAACUUGCAGCUCUUCAAGCAAACAACUGCAAUAAAGUCCAUACAUCAUAAAAUAUA
This is a messenger RNA of Gopherus evgoodei (Goodes thornscrub tortoise), 1965 nucleotides long. RefSeq names its product chromosome 1 C12orf66 homolog (gene KICS2). Bases 77 to 1417 code for a protein of 446 amino acids. Lineage: Eukaryota; Metazoa; Chordata; Testudines; Testudinidae. The transcript is spliced from 3 exons. The record is from RefSeq and is a predicted model, not a curated record. Gene Ontology annotation, biological process: cellular response to glucose starvation; negative regulation of TORC1 signaling; protein localization to lysosome. Gene Ontology annotation, cellular component: KICSTOR complex.